Molecule: messenger RNA, 3984 nt
Organism: Stylophora pistillata
Lineage: Eukaryota; Metazoa; Cnidaria; Anthozoa; Scleractinia; Pocilloporidae
Biological process (GO): multicellular organism development; positive regulation of kinase activity; cell surface receptor protein tyrosine kinase signaling pathway
Cellular component (GO): plasma membrane; signaling receptor complex
Molecular function (GO): transmembrane receptor protein tyrosine kinase activity; ATP binding
Source: RefSeq, a predicted model, not a curated record
AUUUUGUACUGAUUAGAGCGUGACUCGCAUGUUAAUGCUAAUUACAACAGAACAAAAUAACCUUCGCACUAUCAAGAGAGUGGGAAAAGAUUGAAGAAAUUUUUUAGAGAAGAACGUGAAUUUGCAGAUUUUGUGACGCAUCUGUGGGUUGCCAAGUCAGGUCGAAACUCAAUAUACCGGAUGCAUUUGUUAUCCACCACUUUUCAGAGAAGCGAUGUCAGCCGUGAAUUGCAUGAUACUGUUUCUCUUUACCACUUGUUGGUGUAACUUUGGUUCUUGCGAAAGCUCAAGAAUAGCGGAAUGUUGUGAGAACUGUGUUUCAAAGGUUCCAGACAAGCAACUUUGCAAUAGAACUUGCACCCAAUUGAUUCCGGGAAAUUAUUCCCAGGCAAGCAACAUUCCAGCAGUACCACCAGUUCCAGAUGCUCCCAUUUUGCUGUCGUCAGGCUACUUUACUUUCACAUUCGACUGGGGAAGCUACAGUCACACCAAGUACAAUGCCACACCUGUGGUAUACGUCCUGGAGGUCACACGUCAUACAAACAUCACUGACCCAUUCAUUAUUUUACCACACUUACAGAUAUAUCAUACGACGACCAAUACAACUUUUACCAUCCCCGAAGAAUUUAUUACAAAAACAGCUAACUUCUCGUUCCGUUUAGCAGUAGUUUCGUUCCAGGCAACAUCCGAUUUCUCGGAUUCAAGUCCUCUGUACCAAACAAAUAGUUCCUGUACAAGACUGGAGCAUCCAUUAUCUAUGGGUGAAUUCCCGUGUAGGAUGUUCAACGUUCGGCUUAACUUUACAGCAUUACCAAUCCCAUUUGAAAGACCGAAAUUGUUCACUACUUUGUACUGGGAGCUUCCACGUGCCCUUCACGACGUUAUGUUCGAAGGGGAACUAGAGGUUGAAGUCGAUUUAUCACGAAGCCCUCGCCAGCAUUGUUACGUUAAUGGUCUUCUUUCUCACAGUCACUACCCGCUUCCUCUUCCGAACGUUACAACUGAUGAACUGAAGUUUCCAUCAGACAAACAGUUUUAUUUUGGAUGCAGUUAUGAUUUUAAGAUACGUUCCCAAGUUAAACUUGUUUAUGAAACGAAGGCAACGUUUGACAUUCCAGACUGUAUUCAUGGGUUUUGUUUUUGCGAAAAAACCUUCCCCGCCAAACCUAAAGAAUCAGAUCACAUUCGUGUCGAAUUUCUCGAAGACAAACUAUACAUUAACAAAACAACAGCUCAUGUGACUUGGAGCACUGAAGACUGGGAUAAGAAACCUGCAUAUUUCAAGAUCGAUUUGUCAAAGUGUGAGAAUAUCUGCCCUCUAAUAACAGGAAAACACAGAGACGUUGUUGUUGCAGAUUUAAAAGGAGUGAAUAACACCUACAAUUUUUCCUACUCUAAUUUGACCGACGGGACUCGAUACCGUGCUCUUGUUUCUGCAUUUGACAGUAGUGGCUGCGUGUUCUCCAAGGUAGCAGUGAAACAUUUCCACGCUGUUAUACCGAAAACGGCCCCAAUAAUACCGAAGAUGGUGCCGACAACAAAGCCGGCGACAAGCGCCGCCCCAACGAUUGAGAGUACAAGAGUAUCCACAGCGGCAGGUAAUAGGAUGUCGUCAGGGACAAUGGCUGCCAUCGUAGUGCCUAUCAUCCUGUUUGCAGUAGCAGGAUUAUUACUGGCGGUGUUCUGGUUUUGCCGCAAACAAAAGAAACCCUUCAGACGUCACUUCGAUGACAGGGCCAGUUACCCGAGGAAUGUUGGUGAUGUUCCGUCCAGUCCGUAUGCUAACGACAGAUUUAACCUUGUUGUUAACUUGCCAUCCAAGUCCGAGAGAGGACUGGAAUUGAACCCUGCUUACGUGGAGCAGCGUAUUCAAGAGGCGGUGGAGACUGGUGAGGCAGACGAAUUUGAGUUUGGUUUUCACCGGUUGGAGCUCAAACGCGUCCUUGGUAAAGGAGCCUUUGGAAAAGUUUUCUUAGCAGAAGCGUAUGGCAUUGGAGGAAGUGAAAACACAAGUCUGGUGGCCGUUAAAGUACUUAACGACAAAGCCAACGAAGAUGAAGUGGAGGAUUUCAAGAUGGAAAUCAAUUUUAUGAAGACGAUUGGUCAUCAUGAAAACGUAGUAACCAUGUUAGGAUGUUGCACUCUUUACCCACCUUUGUGUCUCGUGGUUGAAUGUGUUCCACAUGGGGAUCUGCUGCAUUAUCUGAGAGACCUCAGAAAAACGUUUGAGCAGCAGUAUCGAAAGUUGCAAGGGGAUGAUGUGAAAGGUCUCAAAAACGAAGAAAAAUCAAGCACGUCACAAACACUCCCAAACGGCUCAGAGUCCACUAGUACGAGCAGCUACUCUCAUCGUCCCCUGGUGCCUUCAGCUAGUGACACGGCCAUCUCGGCUUUAGAGUUUGCAGCUUCCCAACUCGAGUUUAAUCAAACAUCACAGCCACAGGAAACCACGCCAUAUUCAUCCAAGUGCAAUGUUCAUCGUCCGCCUCUAAGACACUGUAAAUCAGAGGGUAAACAACUCACAGUUGCCAACUGGAUCAAAAAACACGAAACAUUUCUGGACUCAAGCGAGAGACCCAAGUUCAACAGAUCAACAAGCUUGAAGAGCUUAAAGGCCCUCUCUGUUCUGAACACCGUCAGAAGGGCCUCGGAAAUCCCUUCGGUGCAUUAUGUGGCUAGAGACCCUGCAGAUGCAUCAAGCAACACAGAAACAACAACGCUGGCAAUAGACUCUAAAGAAGCUUCUGAUACCAAAGCUGCCUCUGCUAUGAGUCUCGAUGGUGCAUUGGACUCUGGUGAUCUCCAGUCCUUCGCCUACCAGAUUGCAAAUGGAAUGGCGUACCUAUCUGGAAGAGAAAUAGUGCACCGAGACUUGGCAGCAAGAAACAUUCUCGUUGGAGACGACAAAGUGCUGAAAAUCUCUGACUUUGGUCUGUCAAGGGAAGGCAUUUACGUCAAGAGAAGCACCGGCAAAAUUCCCUUAAGGUGGCUGUCGAUAGAAGCCAUGCGUGAUCGCAUCUACUCCACCACAAGCGAUGUAUGGGCUUUUGGAAUUGUACUAUGGGAAAUUUGCACCCUUGGUGGUUUUCCAUACCCAACGAUAAACGACAGAGACCUUUUAGAAUUCCUCUUGGAGGGAGAGAGAAUGGAAAAACCAACAAAUUGCACAGAUGAAAUCUAUCAGAUCAUGCUCGGCUGUUGGUCGCGUGAAUGUGAAGACCGGCCUACAUUUCAAAGCUUGAAAGAACAGUUAUUUGACAUGCAGAAGGAAGAAAAACCUUAUGUGAAUGUAGACCCGUCCCAGGAUUUUACUCUGCCGCCUACAGCAGGUCGAGAUUCUGUUGGGAACUUAAUAACUUUUAGCGACGGGACUUUCAGUGCUAAUCAAUUGCUGUCUCGAGAUCAGUCGCAUGCCCCUCGCGACGUGUCUCCGAUCAGCGAUAAAGAGAAUGCUGGCUAUGAAAGUUCGAAUGGAUCAGAGAACUUCUCAGUUUCGUUUGGAGACCCAGCUGAGGGUAACUUUAUUCAUCUUUCACCUCUGUCAAGAAAGCCACGGGUCGACGGAGAAGACAUGAACCCUGAAUUGCUAGUUUAAUUUUAUCAUUUUUAUUAUCAAAUCAUUAUUGUUUGAUUUCUCUUUUAAUCAUGCUACCUCAUGUAUAAUUCUGUACAUAAGCUAACUUGGGUUUUCAUAUUUAUGCCAAUGCCUCUCCAUGGGCUCUGUCUUCGUGGCUCAGAAAUUUGGAUCCUGACCUUUUUGUGAGAAAAAAAUUACUGACGGAAGCCCCAGGCUAGAUUUGAAUCAAGAAAAUUUUUCACGUCAAAACUUACCCUUCCCAUAUUGUGAUUUAUCAAUGAACUUCGAAGAAUUAGGGAUUAUGGAUAGACUUAAAUUGAACACUGUAGAAAGGUGAUGACCUACAAUAAACUAGAUGUAUUUGCUGAUUCCAUCUGAAGGUAUAGUAAAACACAGAUGAAGAUAUA